Acanthosepion pharaonis is the source of this 657-nucleotide messenger RNA. The record is from the annotation of a GenBank genome assembly. Lineage: Eukaryota; Metazoa; Mollusca; Cephalopoda; Sepiida; Sepiidae.
AUGAGACCAUUGGAAACAUACAACAUAGAUUUCUUUCUUCCUUUCUUUCUUUCUUUCUUUCUUUCUAUUUCAUUCCGUUCAUAUCUAUCUAUCUAUCUAUCUAUCUAUCUAUCUAGGAAUGUUUAUUUGGUCAGUGCAAUAUUCUCCUUCGAGUCUGUUCUGCGCACAUUCUCGGUUGACAGUUUCUCCUCCAAGGGUGCUUUUGACCGAGUGUCCACAGCGAUUGCUGUGUUCACUUUGAAGCUGUCUGUUCAAGUUUGCAUACGGCUGUCGAUCUCCCUUUGCGGCGAGGCAACGAUCGAAAAGAGCGGUCAGGCAACGAUCGAAAAGAGCGGUCAGGCCACUCGUCUUGCGACGUUAGAGUUGACAGAUUGCCAUAUCUAUCUAUCUAUCUAUCUAUCUAUCUAUCUAUCUAUCUAUCUAUCUAUCUAUCUAUCAUAUGCUGUCCAUUCUGUUCACGUCUCAGUCUGUUCCUAUCCUAUCUAUCUAUCUAUCUAUCUAUCUAUCAUAGUUUGUUCAUGUCCCAUCUGUUCCUAUCCUAUCUAUCUAUCUAUCUAUCUAUCUAUCUAUCUAUCUAUCUAUCUAUCUAUCUAUCUGUGUGGUGGCUGGAAAAAUUGCGCAUUUUCUUCAGGUGGCUGUAUUUCAUUUCCAUUUUGA